GUUGUCAUCGUCGACUUUUGAUGACGUAGUUAUGUAACUUCUGGCGACAGCGCGAAAAACUAACGUUAUCUCACGGAAGGAUAUCGCUCUGUUCCCGGGCUGACUUUAGUAGGCCAGUUAGCUCCAGUGAUGGAGUACGGAAAGGAGCGAGUGGUGGCGUUAGUAGACAUGGACUGUUUCUACGUCCAGGUGGAGCAGAGACUCGACCCAGCUCUGAGGAACACCCCCUGUGUGGUGGCGCAGUACAAGACGUGGAAAGGAGGCGGCAUCAUAGCUGUGAGCUACGAGGCCAGGGCCCAUGGUGUCACCAGGAACAUGUGGGUGGACGAUGCCAAGAAACUUUGCCCCGAUCUCCAAGUGGCACGAGUGCGUGAGUCUCACGGCAAGGCAGACCUGACACACUACAGGGAUGCGAGCGUGGAGGUGAUCGAGGUGAUGUCUCGCUUCGCCGUGAUUGAGCGAGCCAGCAUCGACGAGGCCUACAUGGAUCUGACUGCUGCGGUCCAGCAGCGGCUGAAAAACCUGAUGGACAAACCAAUUGAGCCUCACCUGCUGAGGGCGACGUACAUCCAGGGGUUCCCGCAAACUGUACCUGAACACGAAGCAUCUGCGGAGGACGCUGCCUCGGGUAAAGAGGAGCUGAGGUCCAGAGGUCUUCAGCAGUGGCUGGCAUCCCUGCCUUACCCUCUGCCCGGGGAGCAGAGCACCGCGGAACUGAAUCUAACUGUGGGGGCACUCAUCAUCGAGGAGAUGAGGGCAGCCGUGGAAAAAGACACAGGUUACUGCUGUUCAGCAGGGAUAUCACACAAUAAGGUUUUGUCCAAAUUAGCUUGCGGUCUGAACAAACCGGAUCGACAAACCGUUCUGCCUUUGGACUCGGUGACGGAACUUUUCAACUCUCUACCUGUCAGCAAGAUCCGGAACCUGGGGGGUAAGCUGGGUGCCUCCAUCACAGAAACUCUGGCCAUAGAGAAUAUGGGAGAUCUGACCCGCUUCUCUCAGGCUCAACUGGUCCAGCACUUUGGAGAAAAGACGGGCCAGUGGCUGUACGACUUGUGUCGGGGGAUUGAUUUUGAAGCGGUGAAACCCAGACAGCUUCCCAAGUCCAUCGGCUGCAGUAAAAACUUCCCCGGGAAGACAUCGCUGGCUACAAAAGAGCAGGUACAGUAUUGGCUCCAUCAGCUGGCCCUGGAGCUGGACGAGAGGCUUACCAAGGACAGAGAAGUGAACGGCCGUGUGGCUAAGUUGUUGACGGUCGGCGUCCGUCAGCUCGGGGACAAGAGGUCAAGCAGCUUCUCUCGCUGCUGCGCUCUAGUGCGCUACGAGGCGACCAAGCUGUCCGACGACAGCUUCGCCAUCAUCAAGAGUCUCAACACGGCAGGAAACCACCAGGCAGCCUGGACGCCGCCCCUCACUCUGCUGCACCUUUCGGCGAGCAAAUUCAGCGACGCUCCGUCAGCAGGCGGCAUUGCCGGCUUUCUUUCCGGUGACGUCACGUCGAGCCAGAGUCUUUUCUCCCCCACUCAGCCCUUCGCCCGGCCACUCUCUGAACAGAAAAAUGAGUCGGCCUGCAAACAGCCUGGCACCAUCCGGUCCUUCUUUCAGAAGGCCGCCGAGAAACAAAGACACAAGGUGACAGAAGACGUAGACGAGCAGGACGAUGAUGACAAUAUCGGAUCCACUGGGAUUCCCCCGGCUUCCUCCUCUCAGAAGACCUCUCUUCCUGAUGGUCGGUUGGCGGCAAAUACCAAUUCCCCCGUGUCUUCCCUUUCGCUUAUUUCCCACUCUAAAAGUGGUCCAGCUGGCACCCAAUCUGGCAUUUCCUCUUUCUUCCACAAGAAGGGUGUUGAAAGAAGCUCGCAGGCCUCGACGUUCAAAGAGCUCGGACCUGAAGAAGAAGAUAUCGAAGACGCUGCUGCGUCAGGCCUCCGGGGAAAACGUAGCUCGUCUCAGCGGUCACUGUGCGAGGAGGUAAAGGACGAAGCUGGCAUCGAUGCAGAGACAAAUCGCCGUCUUGCUGCUGCUGCAGCCAGAGAAGACGUGUUGAGCUGUGAACACUGCGGCAAGGAAGUGUCGGCCUGGGAAAUGCCUGAACACAACGACUAUCACUUUGCCCUGGAUCUCCAGAAUUCCCUCUCUUCAUCCACUGCGUCAGCGCCCGUCUCCUCUCCCUCCACCGGUUCACUUACUCCUGUCAGAGCGCAGUCCUCACGCGGGAAGACAAAAACCGGAAGCCAGUCAGGACCUCAACCGAAAAGGCACCGAUCCCAAGGGGGAAGCUCGGGCCCCUUGGAUUCUUUUUUUAAGAGGAACUGACGGUGUGAUGUCGAGCUGCAUUUAAAAGUAGAAUAAGAUACAAGCUACUGUACAUGCACAUUAAGCAUAUCACAAAGUUAUUUUU
Gasterosteus aculeatus aculeatus (three-spined stickleback) is the source of this 2401-nucleotide messenger RNA. It is a transcript of the gene polh, whose product is annotated as polymerase (DNA directed), eta. Gene Ontology annotation, molecular function: damaged DNA binding; DNA-directed DNA polymerase activity. Lineage: Eukaryota; Metazoa; Chordata; Actinopteri; Perciformes; Gasterosteidae. The record is from RefSeq and is a predicted model, not a curated record. Gene Ontology annotation, cellular component: site of double-strand break; replication fork; nucleus. Gene Ontology annotation, biological process: response to radiation; error-prone translesion synthesis.